This is a messenger RNA of Helicoverpa armigera (cotton bollworm), 1793 nucleotides long. RefSeq lists its product as uncharacterized. The transcript has 11 exons. The record is from RefSeq and is a predicted model, not a curated record. Lineage: Eukaryota; Metazoa; Arthropoda; Insecta; Lepidoptera; Noctuidae. The coding region runs from base 102 to 1751 and encodes 549 amino acids. Gene Ontology annotation, molecular function: protein binding.
AAUUAAAAACAAAUCGAAUGACAGUGGAGACUGACAAAAUUUUAGGUCAAAAUCUGUCAUAACAUUUUUUAAUACUUAGUUCUUAUUUUCUAUAUUCCAUAAUGCGUGAAAACGACAAGCCCGUAAGUAUGACUUCUUUCGCGGAGUUAACGAAACAAGUCCAUUUAAUCAACGAUUUGAUUUUAGCUGAUAUGACUUGUGAAAACGUAGAUACAACCAAAAUAGCGGUGACGUUUAGCAAACACCUUCUGGCUACCAAGUACUGGUUCGCGCGCAUAUCUUACGCCAACAAGAAGAGGUACUUACUGGCGCUACUUCAGGAUGUGCGCAGUGCGUGGACGCUCUCUCUACUCCUCAAGUCCAUGUGGAACUGCCGGCCUAAGGAUGCCGUUAUGUCUAUUAGCGAACAGAACGUGUUCUCAAGUUACGACCAGGUCCCGAUGGACCACAACAGAACAGCCUUGCCUGUGCACACGUUGGCGCAAGUCAUGAAGAACGACCGCUUGUGGUUUCUUUCACUGGAUCCGGAGUCCCAAGCUCUGGUUUUAUCAGAAUUGCUAACAGUGGCAGGAGGGCCAGCCAUGUGGGAAGUCUUGCGCCUCGCACGCCGGCUCUUCGAAAGAAACCGUGAACUGAUGCUGAAGAACAUCCAGGAGUGCAUCGUCAUCAAUAAUGGAUCACAGAAACCCAAAGGCGAUCAACCACAGAGCCGUGAAGCCUUCGCAUCUGAUAACGGACAAACCGCAGCACCUCCGUCAGAGGCACAGAAAGAACUGGAUGCAAACCUGGCAAUAUGGAAUUCUACAAUAAAGGGGAUGCGAGAUAACCUGAAACUGGAAGAAAUGGAGAUGACCUUCAAUGAUGGCUCCAAGAGAAAGAUUUGGAAGGUCAAUAGAACUAGGCCUGAAGUCGUCGAAACUGUAGAUUUUGUACAAAUGCUACCAUCUUCUGUAGGCAAGAAGAUCCUGUCCUACCUUCCUCGUGCGCAGCUAGGCGACUAUGCAAGGGUCAACAAGUAUUGGGCCUAUUUAGUUGAUGAGUACCGCGCUGAGCUUACAGCAAGAGCGAAAAUAAACGUGGACUUUGAGAAGUUUCACGACUUGCUACUCCGCCACGACACAAGCUUGGAACUGUUCAUCCCGCCAGAUGAGCAAGUGAACCCGCCAAGCUCUCAGGGUGUGAGCAUUCUGCACUCCAACAGAGGCCGGCAGCCACUGCAGCCCAGCAUGAAAGCCAGCGAGAAGUCUGCUGGCGCUUACUCCUUGAGGCUUUUCUUGUCGGAGAAACUGACCAAGCCAAUGAUAAUUCAGAAACCAAUACGAAACAUGCGAGACUUAUCAGAGAGGCUGGAAAGACGCGGUGCUGCUGACGAGAACAUUUGGAAAUGGUGCGACUGCAUACUAGCACAUGCCAAGAGAAUAAAGAAAGUCCAUGAAAAAACAAAAGAAGAAGAUGGUGUACUAUCGUUGGGUGACGUGCAUUUUCCAUGCCCUCUGAUGAAAGUCAGUGUGGAAAUUCCCCUUAUUCCACCUCUGUAUAAGGACCCGAUAAUGAGCACCUCCGCCAAACCAAAGAGAAUGAUGUCGGAUUAUCACUUCGUGCACGCCCCAAAGGAAGUUGUGAAGAGAUACAGCUUGUGGACUCGAGACCUCUCGACUUUGUACCAUGUGUUCAAAAUACCAUCUUAUUUGAGCCCUGAGCCUACUGGACUUCAGCGAGAGCCUGGUACUAUGACAACUUCACAUAUAUAAGACCAUUGGCCCUACAUAUUUUAUGAAGGUUUUGUUCAUACA